Messenger RNA from Orycteropus afer afer, 2580 nucleotides. It is a transcript of the gene SPICE1, whose product is annotated as spindle and centriole associated protein 1. Gene Ontology annotation, biological process: mitotic spindle assembly; metaphase chromosome alignment; regulation of centriole replication. The transcript is spliced from 17 exons. Gene Ontology annotation, cellular component: centrosome; spindle; centriole. The record is from RefSeq and is a predicted model, not a curated record. The coding region runs from base 1 to 2580 and encodes 859 amino acids. NCBI's taxonomy places the organism in Eukaryota, Metazoa, Chordata, Mammalia, Tubulidentata, Orycteropodidae.
AUGUCAUUUGUCAGAGUGAACCGUUACUGUCCCCGAGGAGGAGGAAGAAAAGCAUUAAAAGUAAAGAAGAAGAAAUCUUCAGUGAAGCAAGAAUGGGAUAAUACUGUGAAUGACCUAACAGUCCAUCGGGCGACUCCUGAAGAUCUGUUACGUCGUCAUGAAAUACACAAAUCGAAAAAUAGAGCAUUAGUACAUUGGGAACUCCAAGAAAAAGCUUUGAAGAGAAAAUGGAGGAAGCAGAAGCCAGAAGUGUCAAAUCUUGAGAAAAGGAGAUUGACUAUCAUGAAGGAGAUUCUUUCUGAUCAAUACCAGAUGCAGGAUGUUUUGGAACGAUCUGAUCAUUUGAUGACUGCAGCAAAAGAUCUGUUUGUUGAUUUUCCUCGUAGGCGCACAGGGUUUCCAAAUGUAACAAUGGCUCCUGAUUCCUCUCACAGUCCUAUUGUGGUAAAUCAAGACCCCGUUACUCAGUCCAUUCUGAGUGAAUCUGUCAUAGACCCUCAGGCUCUUAAUGAAGUAGAUGAUGAAGGAAGAGAAGGAUCUGUUAAUACCCAGUCAGAAGAAAGUGAGAAUGAGUUGAAUAGCACUCUAAACUCUGAGUCUGACAUGAAUACAGAUAGGUUUCUUCACCAACUAAAAGAAGAAAAUUCUGAGUUAAUUAAUAAACUGUGGACAGAUAUUCAGCAGAAAAUAGCAACACAGUCACAGAGAACACCUCUAUGCUCUCCAUUAUCUGCCACUCCAUCAGGUGAUCAAAGAGGUGCUCUGAAUGCUACCAAUGCUGUCAAGAGAAUCCACACGAGACUUCAGCCUGAAGAAUCUUCUGAGGCUGUAGACUCAAGCUAUGUUGUGGGACAAGUACUGAACCCCAGGAAGCCAAAACAGCUGUUAAAUAAAGUGAAAAGAAAACCAGAUCUGCGUGCUCCUUCCAAGCCAAAGAAAAACAUGUUGUCAAGUAGCACAACAUCUGCAGAUUUACAAAAUAACAAUAAUUGCAGCCUGGAUGUCCUCAAACACAUGAUAGAUGAAGUGGAACACGAGAUGGAAGAAUUUGAGCGGUGGACAGGACGCGAGGUCAAGGGACUGCAAAGCAGUCAGGGUCUCACGGGCUUCACUUUGUCCCUAGUGAGCUCCCUCUGCCGCCUGAUUCGGUACCUUAGAGAGAGUGAGUUGCAAUUGCGUAAAGAAGUAGAGACAAGACAGCAACUGGAACAAGUAUUGGUUGAUCAUCGAGAGCUCAUCGAUGCUCUGACAGCUGAAAUUCUUCUGCUUAGAGAAGAAAAUACUGCUAUGCAGGCAAGACUUCAGCAGUACAUGGUCACAACAGAUGAACAGAUUAUAUCACUCACACAUGCCAUCAAGAAUUGUCCUGUGAUAGAGAAGAGCAGAGAAGAAAAUCAAGUAUCAGAAAGGGGAGCCAUAAGUCGAAGAAUUAUGGACAAUCCAGAGGGUCCAGUUGUAAACACUAAUGUCUCCGUGCCAUUGAUGUUCAGAGGGGAAGAAGUGGUUGAAUUACCACAGGAGGAGCUACCUGUUAAACUGUCUCAGGUGCCAAACCCUCCAGAUAGUGUGACUCUGGCCAAUAGUUUUCCAGCACCCAUAUUUGAGCCAGCUGUGUUGUUAACACCACCCAGGCAAAAGAGCAACUCAGAAUUCUCUCCUCCGCAGGAUGUAUUGAGGAGAACUGUUGAAACUCGUCCUGCUCCACGCAUUCCUCCAACGGUGGAAAUAAUUGAGAAGGAACAAAAUUGGCAAAAGAAGCCCUUACCUCCUGGAGCAGACAUUCAGAAUUCAAAUGAAGAGAACCGUCUCUUCACUCAGAGGUGGAGGGUUUCUCACAUGGGAGAAGAUAUGGAGAACAAAAACCAGGCUCCUUUUGUUAACCCAUCGCAGCCCCUCUGCAGUUCCUAUCCAAAUACUCAGCAGUCAAGAAACCCCAUGUUCUCAGAAGAGCCCCCGGUACUGGGAGAUGGGCAGCAGCUUAGAACAAAUGAGGUCCUGAAACAAAGAAAGGACAUAAUGGCACGAAUUGCUGAACUGACACUGCAGAAUUCAUCUAUCAAGGCACAUCUGAAUAAUAUUAUUGGUCCAGGGGGAGAGCAAGGAGAUGGACCUCGGGAAUUAAACAAACAGGAAAAUGCAAGUGACAUGACUGCUACUUUUCCAGCAGCACAAUCUCUAGCAAGUAGCAUGGAGGAACGCAUUGCAGAAUUGAAUCGACAGAGUAUGGAGGCUCGUGGCAAACUGCUGCAAUUGAUAGAGCAGCAAAAACUCAUCUGUAGGGAUUCUUGCUCUCCACCAGUGUCACCUGUUCGGUCACCUCUCAAAGCAUGGACUGAAGGAGGAAAGAAGACAAUUGAGGUAUCUAUUCCAGGAGCAGAAGUCCCAGAAAGCUCAAAAUGCAGUACUGUCUCUCCUACCAGUGGGAUAAAUACAAGAAGAUCUUCAGGGGCUGCCAGUAAUUCCUGUUCUCCAUUAGAAACCACCUCAGGAAGUGGACGAUUCAUGCCUCUUAAUCCAAGAGCCAAGAUUGAGAAACAAAAUGAAGAAGGAUGGUUUGCCCUUUCUACCCAUGUGUCAUAA